AUGUUCAGAAAACCCCACAUCACCGCCCUGCCCCGCCCCCUACCGGAGGACGAGUCUCCAUCUUCGCCAGUACCAGUGCCAGUUCCGCAGACAAAUGCUGUCGCCAAUAGUGGCCAAAUACCGAUAACCUCCUCGCCACCUUCACCGAAGAGGCAAAAGAUAGCACCAGAACCGACACGAACCCCGGCGAAGACUCCUGGAAAGACGACGGGGAAACCGAAGCAAUCGUUGUUGACGCCUUAUGCAGUCGGGAAUGGGAAGAAGAUGGCAUUCAAACCGGCGACGUCUACGGGAAAGUCAGGGGUGAAGAAGAGUGGGAAUACCUCCAUUUUAAGUUUCUUCAAGCCCGCUACACCAACGGCAGACGUGAAGACUCCGGCAAAGGGCUUAGUGAAAGGCAUCAAGGCGGCAAUUGUAGUGAAGGGUGAGCAGAAUGACGACCUGUUCAUUCGGCACGGAGGCUACGAGCUCGACCUUUCAGAGCCCGAGGAUGAAGAUGAUGGCGAUGAUAGUGCUUGGUCGGUAGAGCGUACUCUGGCGGGGGAGCUUCAAUUGGCGAAAGGAGAUGACGAUUUGUACUCCUCGCCAGUGAGAGUAAAGCAUAGCCGACCUUGGCCACCCUCUGCCGACAAUAAGGAAGACGAUGAGCUUGAUGUGGCCAUGAUGGACGAAAUCGAAUCGACCGCGCCCCCGACAGACACAUUGCCCGGAAAUCCUCUGUCAGCCGGUGCAGAGACUCUAGACAGUAAGGCGCCGGGAUCUCCGCCAAAAUUCAAUCCAGAAAGCCUGAAACUCGAUGGUUCGAGAUCUUUUCUAUUUUCAAAGAAAGGGUCUACAACCACCCCCUUUAAGAAAUUGAAGCAAACAAGACCAGGAAGCUCUUCCGGCUCAAGUACAGAGGAAGUCGGGUCAAACGGCCAAGAAGAUGGGGACACAGCGUUGAUUGACGAGGGGGCAGACAGGAGUAUUGGAGAGUUCGCUUCGAAAAGGGCCGAAGAUCGGAAAUCUGAGAAAAUUCCAUCUAAAAGAACUCGAGAACAAGCAUUCAUGGAAGAAACGACAGAGACUACAGAAGUACCGAGCGAUAGCCCUAUGAAGGAAGGCGUUGAGGAUGGUUCACCUUCGGAAGUUGAGGCAAAACUAGAAGACUGCAAUGUCACCCCUAAAGCCCGCAAAAGAGAAGGCAGUGCAUUUGAAGAGGAGGAAUAUGAAGAUAUUGAUGAUUUCUCUGAAGAACCGAACUUCGAGGAACAAGAAGCUUUCAGAUUUGAUCCUGCCUCUCGUGCAGAGGCUGGUUACGAAGACUUUGACGGCGACCUCGAAUACUUUGAGAGCCUUCCCAAAGCCGACGAGAUUGAAGACAGCACUCCCAGUGGGGCAGUUAAAUGCCCCAUCUGCGCAAUAAAUAUCGGAGCCUUGCUCGAAAAUGACAAAAACGACCACGUCAAUCACUGUCUUGAUGCGAAAGCCAAGCGUGGGCUUCUGCUGCAAAAGCAGAGCUCAAAGUGGUCUCACGGACCUAUCUACUGUUCUCGUGUCACGGCAAAUCUAGUAAGGAGUAAGCUGGGCGUGGACCCGAAAUACGUGCGCGAGCUUCCGUGGGAGGAGUGGACAGACUUUGGAGUAGAAGGAAUCAGAGUUAGAGGAUUAGAUGCGAAUCAUUGUCCGGGGAGUAUGCUAUUCUUAUUUGAAGAGACGAAGAAGGGAGGGAAACGAAUACUACAUUGUGGUGAUUUCCGGGCAAGCCCGGAACACCUGAGACAUCCGCUCCUAACACCCGGGGAAGAGGGACUAAAGGGCCAGAAAAUAGAUUUGGUAUACCUCGAUACAACUUAUCUAAACCCCAAAUAUGCAUUCCCAGCGCAGAACGGUGUUAUCGAAGCCUGUGCGACCAUGUGUGUGAAACUACAGAAAGAAGCAGAAACUGGAGUCGAAGAACCCAUAACUGGGAAGAAUUCCACCAUGGGAAGCUUCAUGACCGGCGCCAACCACGCACCGAGCAAGAAAAAGGGCCGUCUCUUAAUCAUAGUCGGUACAUACAGCAUCGGAAAAGAGCGCAUCUGCCUCGGAAUUGCCAAAGCCCUCGGCACCAAAAUCUUUGCUCCACCCAACAAACUUAAGAUCUGCCGCCAGCUCGAAGACCCCAUCCUUGAUAACCUCCUCACAAGUAAUCCCCAUGAAGCACAAGUCCACAUGACCCCACUCAUGGACAUCCAGAUCGAGACCCUCCAGGAGUAUCUCAACACGUUUAAACCCCAUUUUGACCGCAUUGUUGGCUUUCGGCCCUCGGGGUGGAACUAUAGACCCCCCAACUCCCGCCUCACAGACUCACCGGCCGUCAAUACGGUGCUGUAUGGCGCGGCGUGGAGAAGCGAGUAUAGCACGGAGGAGAUGACGCCGAUGAGAGGGUCUGGGAGGGAGGUCAAAUGCUUUGGCGUACCGUAUAGUGAACAUAGCAGCUUUAGGGAGCUGUCUAUGUUUAUCUGUGGGCUGAACGUGGUAAAGGUAAUCCCGACGGUCAAUAUAGGGAGCGCGAAGCGGAGGGACGAAAUGAAGGUUUGGAUACAAAAGUGGGAAGUGGAGAAGAGGAAGAAUGGGCUGUUUGGUGUUGGCGGCGGGAAGGGGAAGUGGUGA
This is a messenger RNA of Morchella importuna, 2634 nucleotides long. RefSeq lists its product as uncharacterized. The coding region runs from base 1 to 2634 and encodes 877 amino acids. The transcript has 3 exons. The record is from RefSeq and is a predicted model, not a curated record. Gene Ontology annotation, biological process: protection from non-homologous end joining at telomere; interstrand cross-link repair; double-strand break repair via nonhomologous end joining. Lineage: Eukaryota; Fungi; Ascomycota; Pezizomycetes; Pezizales; Morchellaceae. Gene Ontology annotation, molecular function: 5'-3' DNA exonuclease activity; damaged DNA binding.